Arabis nemorensis is the source of this 1269-nucleotide messenger RNA. NCBI's taxonomy places the organism in Eukaryota, Viridiplantae, Streptophyta, Magnoliopsida, Brassicales, Brassicaceae. The record is from the annotation of a GenBank genome assembly.
AUGCCGGCGAAUUUAGAGCCGUUGGAUCUAGGAAUCCAGAUACCAUACCAUUUCCGUUGCCCAAUCUCACUCGAGCUUAUGCGUGAUCCAGUCACCGUCUGCACCGGUCAAACCUACGACCGAACCAGCAUCGAGUCUUGGGUCUCAAUCGGAAACACAACUUGUCCAGUCACACGCGCUCCUUUAUCCGACUUCACACUCAUCCCCAACCACACUCUCCGUCGCUUAAUCCAAGAAUGGUGCGUCGCUAAUCGCUCUAAUGGCGUCGAGCGAAUCCCAACUCCUAAACAACCAGCUGAUCCAACCUCCGUUCGAGCUCUCUUAAGCCAAGCUUCCGCUACUUCCGGAGCUCACGUCUCUGUUCGUUCACGCGCCGCCGCUCUCCGCCGUCUCCGUGGAUUCGCACGCGAUUCCGAGAAAAAUCGGGUUUUGAUCGCCGCUCAUAACGCCGGUGAGAUUUUGGUUAGGAUUCUGUUCAAUUCCGACGAAGGAAACUCUCCGUCGUCGGAAUUAGUAUCCGAGUCACUCGCUCUCCUCGUUAUGUUCCCGAUUUCGGAUCCGGAAUCGAUCGCGACGGAUCCGAACCGGGUCGAGUUUUUGACUCGGUUGCUAUUCGACCCGUCGUCGAUGGAAACGCGCGUUAACGCAGCCGCGUUGAUCGAGAUGGUUUUAACCGGAACGAAAUCGUCCGAUCUGAAAGAAACGAUUUCGAAUUCGGAAUCUGUAUUCGAAGGAGUCAUCGAUCUUCUUAGAAAUCCGAUCUCGUCGUCUCCACUACGAGCUCUUAAAAUCGGAAUCAAAACGCUAUUCGCGCUCUGUUUAUCGAAAAACACACGUCACAUCGCCGUCUCUUCCGGUGCACCGGAGAUUCUAAUCGACAGACUUGCUUCCGAUUUCGACAGAUGCGAUACGGAGAGAGCGUUAGCGACGGUGGAGCUUCUCUGCAGAUCGCCGGAAGGAUGCGCGGCGUUUGGCGAGCACGCUUUGACGGUGCCGCUUUUGGUGAAAACGAUUCUGAGGGUUUCGGAUCGCGCGACGGAGUACGCGGCGGGGGCGUUGUUAGCGAUUUGUACGGCGGAGGAACGGUGGAGAGAAGAGGCUGCGACGGCGGGAGUGGUGGUUCAGUUGUUGUUGAUGGUGCAGAGUGAGUGUACGGAGAGAGCGAAGAAGAAAGCACAGAAACUGUUGAAGCUUCUCAGAGAUUCAUGGCCUGAUUACUCCUUCGCUAACUCCGAUGAUUUCGGUUGCAGCGAAGUGGUCCCAUUUUGA